AUGGAGCUCAGAGCUCUUUUCCUGCUGCCACUCUGCUUCCCAGGAACCCAGCAGCACACAGCCAAGGAAGCAGGCAACAUCUCCGUGCAGUGCCAGUACAAGAUCCCGGAGUACGCAGCAGUGAGCAAAGCCUGGUGCAAAAAGGAAAUGGGGAAACCCUGUAACGUGCUGGCCACCACCAGCCCAGAGCCCCCAGAGGGACAAGGGCCAGCUCGGGAAGGUGAUGUCCACAUCCAGGAUGACCCCAAGCAGGGMAUUGUCACUGUCACCAUGGAGCAGCUGCAGGCACAGGACUCGGGUGUGUWUUGGUGUGCGCUGCAGGAGCGCUCGGGGCUGUCCCGCAUCGAGGAGAUCAGGAUCAACGUUUCCAGGGGUGAGUAUGGACCUGCCAGGUGUUUGUYGAUGCCUCGAAGAUAUUUUCCAGASACUGAAAGUAAAAAUSAAGAMAUUCUUUUGGGMGACAGCCCAGAACCCAGCUCCAAUGUGAACACCUUCAUCAUCCUCUCAGCAGUGCUGCUGCUCCUGCUCCUCCUGGCCCUCGUCACCUCCGUGGCUCUGGGGGUCAGGCACUACAGGCUCCUGAAGGGAGCAGGUAACAGAGAAGCAGAGGACACCAAUGACAGAGCAGAGGGCACAGCGCCGCCUGGCAGCCCUGGAAGGAGGGAAAGCUCUCAGGAUGACAGCAAAGRUCUGGCAUACAUCAACCUGGAGGUGCAAUCCUCCCCCAGCCCYGAGGAUCCUCUGUACUGCAACGUGGAGCAGAGCCAGGCUCCCAGGAACCCCCGAAAUGUGGAAUACGCUGUCAUUGCCUUCAACCAGACCCCAAGGAAUGACAGGGAAUGAGCACAGAAUCCCCAAAAACCCCAGAAAUGGGAGAAAGGGACUGGAAAACGGAGUGGGAAUGAGGAGUGGAAGGUGUGUGUGUGGACACUGGGGAAGAACUGAGUUUUGUUGCUGGAUUUUGGGGCUGUCUGAGCCCUCCCUGCUCGCAGAGGUUUUGUUUUCUCGGGUCAGACAGAGCUGUGGGGCAAUUCCCACCAUCUCUUGUACAACUGCUUUUCCAAUUCCAUUAAAGUGCAGAGUUUUGGAGGGGCGGGUGUGGAGGCCUGGCCUUUUGGAAAGGAGAAGUUUGGACAUGGCUGGGAGGGGUAUUCCAGCUAUGUCCUGGUCCAAACCCUGCCCCAAUCCCAAAGAUCCCGCUGCUGUGGCCAAGAAAACUCAUUCCAAAUUUGAACCUUGCUGUGACUGGGUUCAUUUUUCAUGGAAUGGCUYGGGGAUGUGAGUGCUGGAUUUUAAGAAAAAGCAGAAUCAGCUCCUGCACUUCCCCAUCUCUGCUGGAAAUGCUCCAAAUGACAUUUUUUUUAUUUAGCAGUCAUGUGAGCAACAACACGAAAUGAGUUUAUGGGGCUCAGCUCCAUUUCUCCAGGAGCUCUGGGUACUGAUUUCCCUGUCCCAAGCCCUGCUGGAGGGGACAGACCUGGACCACCCCUCAUUCCCAGGCCAGUCACAUCCAAACAGGYUUCUCUUCUGCAGCAGGGAGGCUGAUGGAAUUUUCUGAGAUUUUCAGAGUCRACCUGACAGAAAGAGAAAGAAAAUGGUCCUGGAAAUGGUUCAUUCAGCCCAACUUUCCCCUAAUGAUUUGCUCUUCGUGCAGUUGAGUCAAGCUGUGGAAGAGUAAUAACAAAAAACAGUGGAGUGGAAGAGAGGCAUUUUCUGGGAGAUUCUCAAAGAGAAUCCAGAUUUGUGCUCACUGGAACAAGAAAGAACAAAAACUGCAAUCAGUCAUCUCACAGAGAAUUUCUGGUCACUGUGAGGGAUCAUUUCCUUAACCACUAACUCGAGAAAAGGCACAUUUAGGAAGGGAAAAUCCUGUGGGUUUAGCACCACACCAGUUGAGAAGCCUGGGUCUGUUUGUACUUGCAUGGAAGAGCUCCAGGUAAAUAAAUCAGCUCAAAAAUGCAAAAGCAGCAGCCCAGCCCCUGCCUCUCAGUUUGCUGAUGCUCUGGGGGGUCUGUGACUGCAUUCCUGAACUUCUUCAGCGCUGUGGCACUGGUUGGCUGUGAAUUUUGUCCCCAGAAUUGUUGCUUUGUGUCAGGUACAGAACACAGGUGGGUGCUGRGCCUGUUCCAAGCACCCACAGCUUCUUCCAGAGGUGCCCUGCUGUCCGUGCUUGUAUUUCAGACUGGAAAUGCUCCAAAGGCUCUUCAUUCUCCUGAAAACCCAGGAGAAGGGUGAUGUCCUUGCCCUCCUUCACCUGUGGGAUGCUGCCAGAGCUACCAGGAGAGCCUCCCUUUCCCUUUCCCUUUCCCUUUCCCUUUCCCUUUCCCUUUCCCUUUCCCUUUCCCUUUCCCUUUCCCUUUCCCUUUCCCUUUCGGCUUUCCAGAGAUCCCCCCAUGCACAGCUCCUGUAAAUCAUUAAUCAUGAUUAAUAAAUGAUCUCAGCAUCAUUCUUGGAGAGGCAGGACACGGGGAAUGGCUUCAAACUUCCAGAAGGCAGGGUUAGAUGGGAUAUUGGGAA
Messenger RNA from Malurus melanocephalus (red-backed fairy wren), 2517 nucleotides. It is a transcript of the gene NCR2, whose product is annotated as natural cytotoxicity triggering receptor 2. The transcript has 6 exons. Gene Ontology annotation, cellular component: cell surface. NCBI's taxonomy places the organism in Eukaryota, Metazoa, Chordata, Aves, Passeriformes, Maluridae. The record is from RefSeq and is a predicted model, not a curated record. Bases 1 to 843 code for a protein of 280 amino acids. Gene Ontology annotation, molecular function: signaling receptor activity.